AAACACGUCCUAACUUCAUAUAAGUCUCCUCUUAAGCUUGUUGGUCUCAUUUCGUACUUUGCAAGAACUGCCAUUUCCUUCUUCCAACUUUACAAGAAAAGUUUUAAGAUGCCGGUCAGCGACAAAGUCUUCCAUUUGUCAAUUGUUAUUCUUGCCGUUUCGGGCUGCAUUGAAGCAAGCACCGUUGGACUAGAGUAUUUCUUCAGAGAUAAUUUUGAAGAAUUCCGCGACCGACCGAUCCAGUGGUGUAACAGCACGCCCGUUCCACAUUGGGUCCACGGCACUUUUGUACGGAAUGGUCCCGGUCGCUUUAACAUCGGCCAGCGGAGCGUCAUCCACACGUUUGACGGUUUCGCCAAGCUUCACUCGUUCAAGAUCCACAACGGCACCCAGAUUCACUUCUCCGCUUCGUUCUUAGGCACGUCAACCUACACACGGUCUAUAGCCGAGAACGACUACGCCACGUCCCUCACAUUUGACGGGGUGAACCCCGCGUUUACCUUCGAAGAACGGGCCGAGGCCCUCGUGUACGGCAUCGACAACACCAACGCUAACAUCUGGAAGAUAGGAUCGGGGCGAAACGCUGAGUUUAUUGGUCUCACCGAUGCGGCCGUCUUUUCUAAGUUCGACGUUGGUACGCUGAGCACCAUCAGUCUGGUCAAACCUGACAUCACUCAUCCAAUCAUCAACCUUCUCUCAUUGAUGUCGACGGCCCACCCUCUCUACGAGCCUAAAACUGGACAUACUAUCAACUUGGUCUACACAGUGAACAUUGUACCGGGACUAAAACACACCCUGACACUAUACAGAAUGAAAGACACAUCCACACAAGAGAUCAUUGCAAACGUUAAGUUAGAGAAGAUGUCUUAUAUGCAUAGCUUCUCUAUCACUGAGAACCACGCCAUUGUGUCUCUAUAUCCACUCUACAUCAGCGUACCAAAAAUGCUGAACUCGGCUGAGGCAGGAAAGUGUCUUGAGUGGGAGGGCAAGGAUGAGACCAAGUUUCUGGUUAUUUCUCUUAAAGACGGGAAAGUGUCAGAGUUGAUGACACCGGGUUUCUUCGCUGUGCAUCACGUUAACGCUUUUGAGCAGGGUGACGACAUAGUCGUUGAUAUCAUAACCUACCCGGACAACUCCAUGCUUUACCAGUUCGAACUUGCCACGAUGCUAGACGAAAAGAAGAGGAGCCUUCUCGUCAACCGGGCAUUGCUGAAGCGCUUCACACUCAACACGAAGACAUCCAGCGUCGGCGUCUCCGAGUUCCCUCCGAAAACACCCGACAUGAACUUCGUGAACCGAAUGGAGCUUCCGGUGAUUAACGAAAAUCACCGAAGUGGUAACUACUGUUACGUGUACGGAGUAGUGUUUUCCUUUGACGAACAGACUCCGACAGUCCACGACAACUUUGCCAUCGUUAAAAAGGAUCUUUGCAACAACGGCAGAAGCGAUAAGUACUGGUACCUCCCUAACCACUACCCGAACGAACCGUACUUCAUCCCCGAACCUAACGCAAAGGCAGAAGACCAGGGUGUUCUCGUCACCACCGUACUCGACGGAGAACGAAAGGAAAGCUAUCUGUUGAUACUCGACGCGCAGACCCUAAAAAUCAUCAACUAUGCCUACGCCAAGACUUACAUACCGUUUGCUAUCCACGGGCGUUUCUUCCCAGGAGAUUUCUGACUGUAACUGGGGACGUUAUCUUUCUACUUGAAAGUUGAAUCUAGCCAUUCAUUUGGUCAGGCCAUGUUGAUUUGAUUAUAUGGAUGACAUCCGCGCGCGCAUGAAUUUUCGGCCGUUU
Messenger RNA from Branchiostoma belcheri (Belcher's lancelet), 1798 nucleotides. Its product is annotated as carotenoid isomerooxygenase-like. The coding region runs from base 109 to 1680 and encodes 523 amino acids. The transcript is spliced from 2 exons. The record is from RefSeq and is a predicted model, not a curated record. Gene Ontology annotation, molecular function: beta-carotene 15,15'-dioxygenase activity; carotenoid dioxygenase activity. Gene Ontology annotation, biological process: retinal metabolic process; carotene catabolic process. Lineage: Eukaryota; Metazoa; Chordata; Leptocardii; Amphioxiformes; Branchiostomatidae.